This is a messenger RNA of Ahaetulla prasina, 4406 nucleotides long. RefSeq names its product activating transcription factor 1 (gene ATF1). The record is from RefSeq and is a predicted model, not a curated record. Gene Ontology annotation, cellular component: nucleus; ATF4-CREB1 transcription factor complex. Lineage: Eukaryota; Metazoa; Chordata; Lepidosauria; Squamata; Colubridae. The transcript has 9 exons. Gene Ontology annotation, biological process: regulation of transcription by RNA polymerase II. Gene Ontology annotation, molecular function: DNA-binding transcription factor activity, RNA polymerase II-specific; protein binding; RNA polymerase II cis-regulatory region sequence-specific DNA binding. Bases 494 to 1303 code for a protein of 269 amino acids.
CUAUUGUUAUCAGGCGGUAGCCAACUCUGGCGCUGGCCUCCGGCGCACUCUAUAGUCACAACCCGCCCACCAAGAGCAACCGCAGGGGAGCGUCCCCCUGGCGGGGAUUAGUUUGGUAAUGCUGACAAGUACCGGUGGAUCCGGUUUCCUGAGGCGUUAGGGCGAUUCCCUCUGGGCAACGCGAAGUCGAGGCGAAGCCCGGAAAGCCUCUGAGAUUGAUUAUGGACGAGGUGCCCAAAAGUAGUAAUAACAAUUCAUCAACAUCUCCACAAGUAGCAUCUUUACAAGCCGCCUAGAGCAGCAGCCUCCAACCUUUUGGGCACCAUGGACCAGUUCUGUGAAGAAAGGCUGUUCUAAUGGACCGGAAGGGGGGGGUGUUGCGUGCUGCCUGUAUCCUGUGGAUGGGACUUGGCUUGUUUGUCAGCCUGUUUGCUGCCAUGCUGUGGCACGGGGGUUGGGGAACCCUGUCCUAGAGUAACCCAUGGUGAGAUAGAUGUCUCUUAGAGGUCCAACUCCACUAACAGUGGUACAUCUGUCUGGAGAUCAGGUCCAGGGAGUCAUUCAUACAACUCAGACUUCCUCUGUGAUUCACUCACCACAAGGACAAUCAGUACAGGUGUCAUUAUCAGAGAAUGAAGAUUCACAAGAUUCUUCGGAUAGCAUGGACUCUUCCCAAAAAGCAAGAGGUCUCUUAGCACGCCGUCCAUCUUACAGAAAAAUCUUGAACGAUCUUUCUUCUGAAGACACAAGGGAUAGGAAAGAUGAGUCAAAUGCUGUUGUCACUUCAGUGCCUGUCACUACACCUCUUUAUCAGACCAGCACUGGUCAAUAUAUUGCCAUUGCCCCAAAUGGACCAUUACAGCUGAGCAGUCCGGGUGCGGAGAGUGUGCAGGGCUUACAGACCUUCACAAAUGCUACUGGGACUCCACUAUUGCAGUAUGUGCAGACUUCUGAUGGCCAGCAGAUACUGGUACCAAGUAAUCAGGUAGUGGUGCAAACUGCAUCUGGAGAUAUGCAGGCCUACCAGUUACGCAGGACACCAACCGCCACUUCCCUUCCACAGACAGUUGUGAUGACAACGCCUGUGUCCUUGACAUCUCAGUCAACCAAAACAGAUGAUCCCCAACUGAAACGAGAAAUAAGGCUGAUGAAAAAUAGAGAAGCCGCUCGAGAAUGCCGCAGAAAGAAAAAAGAAUAUGUUAAAUGCCUUGAAAAUCGAGUUGCAGUCCUUGAAAACCAGAACAAAACUUUAAUUGAAGAACUAAAAACUUUAAAAGAUCUUUAUUGCCAUAAAAGCGUGUAAGAAAAGAAAGUAGAAGCUUUUUCACAACUAUCAAGGGGAUUUGAUUUUUAAAAAAUUAAAACGAAAGGUCAAAAAUCUCUUCAAAUUCUACAACUUAAAGACUUAAAAUAUUAUUUGAAAUUGUUGCAUGGCAGAAUAGCAAAAGAAAGCAUGAAAUUGUGUGAAGAAGCAUUCCUUUGGCACAACUGGAAUCUUGAUUAAAUCAGACUAUAUGGACAUACUUUCUGUCAAUCGAGCGAUUGAAUUUCAUGAGCUGUAGUUUAAUUUUAAAUGCUUGUUAACUUUUGAUUGCAGUUAAAUUGCAGAGAAGCUAAGACUGCCGUCAGCUGUAAAGGUCUAUUAACAUGUUUAAUCAGGGUAUAUUCACCUUUAUUCUUUAACCCAUCAUAUUAGAUCUGUGCAUGUAAAUUGAUAAGCAAUGAACUGCACAUCUGCAAUGAGCAUUCAUAUGUUGUGGUUUAUGCAGAGUCCAUAAGCUUCAAAUCCAUGCAUUCAGAGUUCCCCGUUGUGUGAUUUCUAUUUACUUUUGUCAUAUUAGUGCACAAGGUCACCUCUGUAUUUUUUGUAUACCUGGAACAGUCUUCAUAUAAGAAGGCUUUUCAGUUUUGUAUACAUAUUUUUUUCCUUCAGAUUGGAAGUUCUAAGCUGCACUAUAAUUUGUUGACCAUGCAUAUGAUUUCAAAGGCAGACAAUUUAAUUUUUUUAACGUGCUGUUUAUCAGUAUUGAUAAAAGCAAUGGAUUCCUUGUGUUGGAGGAACCUGAAGACAUGAAAUGUCUACCAAUCAUAGUUAUUCCCAUUUUUUUGAUGCUUUAUACAACUGAACAAAUGCUACUGGAGAAUACCUUGACUUUUUGCCUAUGCAUUUAGUCACAGUUAAGAAAAAUGUCUGAAAGUUGAAUUCAAGUCAAUGUGCAUCAUGUAUGCUAUUUGAAGAUGCUGCUCCUGACAUACAAUGACUGAGCAAAUGCCAAGAUCCUUAGCUCUGCCCAUUUUAUACCACAAAGAAACCAAAAUUACAAACCAAAGAUAAUGUACACAGAGAGACAUUGGAGUACUUAAUUUCAAGACAAUAUUUGUAAACCUAGUAGUAAUUUGUUAAAAUAAUUCUGAUUUUUAUAAAGAAGUAAUCCAGCUGGAAUUGGUCUCAGAUAUAUUUUUAUAGUUAAAAUAUUAACUUUUAUAUGGGUAUUUUAGAUAUGUACAAUUUCAGAAAGCAGAUAUAUUUCUCUCAGAUUGUCAACUUUAUAUUUGUAGAAAUUUUUUGAGAAACUAAAGCCUAUUUCUGUGUACUUUCAUCUGGUAGGGAUUAACAAAAAUAUUCUUGAAUAUUUUUUUGGGGGUGGGGGGAAAGGUUCCUAUUGUUCAUAGAAAAAUGCAUGGAUCGUUUCAAUAUGAAGAUGCUGUCAGGGAUAAUUACAUUAUUUUUUAUUUUCAAGAAAUGUUAAAGACUUAUUUUGAGUACCUAGUGAAUGUUAAACCAACAGUUGUUGCCACAAUACUUAAUCAUUCCAAUGAUACCCUUUAAAAUUACGACAUUUCAAUCCAUAUUUUAGGCCAAGAAGAUGCUAUUAUACUGCUACAUAUAUUAAAAUUCUGGGCAAUUUUGAGAUUAUCAUGAUACAUCAUUCCAUAGAAAAUGCCAUAAAAUCAUUCCUUCCAAUACCAGCAGCCCCAUGCCUUAGAGAACAGAACAGCAGAAUAUUUCUAUACAGCCAUGGAAUUGUGCAGAAAAUUGUUAAUAAACUUUAAAACAAAAAUGAUGGUGCCUUUCUCUCCCAAAACUGUUAGCUUCCAAGAGCUAAACAAGAAUAGAAGCUGCAUGGAUUUCUGCAGUUUUUGGGUUAACACAAAAAAAAACCUGUACAAUAGGCUUGACACAGCUUAUAUAACCUCCCCCAGCAAAGGAACAAUAACUGGAAAUGGGAGGCCCUUAAAAAAAGAUGCUGUCUCUGAAAAUAAGCCAUAUGCUUCUCUUGGUUCUGUUCUCUUUUAAAGACUGAAAGGGCAGCAAGGGGGGGGGUGGUACUUACCACUUUUUAUUGCCUAAGUUGGCUAUAGGCAAUUUAAUGCCUACCAGGUACACUGGACUGCAGUUCACAUUAUUCUAACCUGAUAUGACGGACAAAAAGGAUUGUGAGAAGUUGUGAUCCAUGAAUCUGGAGGACAUCAUAUUGCCCAUCUCUGUAAUUAAAAUAUUCUGAAAAGAGAAUUUGGAUUCUGGGUAUGGGUAUCUUUGGAAGCUCCUCUUUAGGGCUCCAUUUUCUGCAGGCACAAGCGGAGCUAAAUAAAUCUCAGCAACCAGUGCUAUGUGGUGACGUAGCAUAGAGGGCUGAUGUUCAGGAUGAAAUGUAGCUGAAGCUAUUAGUUUUGCACCAGAGCUCCAUAGUUAUACACUGUGGAGAGAAGGGUAUAUAUAUAUAUAUAUAUAUGUGUGUGUGCACGUGAACUUUUCCAAUUAUUUAUCCUCACCUGAAUGUUGAACUCUUAAAAAAAUGCCUAUGAUAUAUAUCUAUAAAAACUUUUAAUAAAUAAAGCUUAUCAAAAAAAACUCGUGUUCGUGUCUUUAAAAAUAAUCUCUAAGUAUGGUGUGCGUGCACACACACACACACACACACAGAGUGUCAGACUGCAAACACCCAUCAUCCCAACCAGCACACGCAAAUCUGGUUUGCCAUAUUGUUCACAUGCAUAAAAUGCAAACAGCUGCUGUUCAUAAAACAGCACCUGUGUUGCUAGUCUGUGCUUGUGUUAAUUUUAUUAUGUUCAGAAGAAAAUUGAAGUUUUCAGAUUUAACACCAACAUCUGGCAUUUAACACUAAGAUAUAACAUCUGAUAUCUAUAUUACCUUUUGCUAAUCUUAGCUCAGUAUUGCUGUAUGUAGGUCUCAAAAUAUAUUUAAUAGCAAAUAAUACUUUGGUAUUCAGAAACUAUUAAAAUAAUUAUUUGUUACUAUUUCAGAACAAGAAGAGGCUUUUUAAAAACCGUCUUUAUACAACCUGUUGAUGAAUAACUAUUCUGCAAAAGUAAACAUGAUUUGCAUUGCAACCGUAUUCCUCAUCACUAAUUUCUUGCACAAGACUACCAAUAGCAAGUAUCACCAA